Limanda limanda (common dab) is the source of this 1221-nucleotide messenger RNA. It is a transcript of the gene vsx2, whose product is annotated as visual system homeobox 2. The transcript has 5 exons. Gene Ontology annotation, cellular component: nucleus. Gene Ontology annotation, biological process: regulation of transcription by RNA polymerase II. Lineage: Eukaryota; Metazoa; Chordata; Actinopteri; Pleuronectiformes; Pleuronectidae. Bases 1 to 1221 code for a protein of 406 amino acids. The record is from RefSeq and is a predicted model, not a curated record. Gene Ontology annotation, molecular function: DNA-binding transcription factor activity, RNA polymerase II-specific; sequence-specific double-stranded DNA binding.
AUGACGGGGAAGCAGGGCUCCGUGCUGUCGGAAAGUUUAAACCUCUCGGAGAAAAGCUCCCUCCGGCCCGCGGGCAGCAGCAGCAGCCUCCAUCCGCCGAAGAGCCCCGCUGCCCCCCCGCCGCCCCGGUGCACCGGCUUCGGCAUCCAGGAGAUCCUGGGGCUCAACAAGGAGCCGUGCGCGGCCCCGAGGAGCGCGCUGGGCUCGCUGCCGGCCGGGGCGCACCUGAUCGCCGCCAGGUCCGUGCUGGGCCACGCCGGCAUGGGACUGGGACUGGGACUGGGAGUGGGGGUCGGGAUGGGAUUAAUCGGUCCUGGUGGGAUUCCGUCGUUUUACAGCCAACCCGCGUUUCUGGAGACGGUGCUGUCGGACGCAAGGGACGUUCACCUGCAGCCGCACAGCAGGUCCGCAGGCCCGCUGGACAUCAGCCAGUCCGCCAGCUCAGACUCUGAGGAUUUAUCUUCAAAUGAACGGAAACUCUCAAAGUCAUCUGUAAGUCAGAGCAAGAAACGCAAGAAAAGACGUCACCGGACCAUAUUCACCUCCUAUCAGCUGGAGGAGCUGGAGAAGGCCUUUAAUGAAGCUCACUACCCGGAUGUUUACGCCCGAGAGAUGCUGGCCAUGAAAACAGAGCUACCUGAGGACCGGAUACAGGUUUGGUUUCAGAACCGCAGAGCCAAGUGGAGGAAGAGGGAGAAGUGCUGGGGCCGCAGCACUGUCAUGGCGGAGUAUGGCUUGUACGGAGCCAUGGUGAGGCAUUCCAUCCCUUUGCCUGAGUCCAUCCUCAAGUCUGCCAAGGACGGCAUCAUGGAGUCCUGCGCUCCCUGGCUGCUCGUCCAAGAUGGCUUACCAAUCAACAGACGCAAUUCUAAAUCUGAAUACCCGCAACUCUUUGCAGGGAUGCACAAAAAGUCCAUGGAGACGGGCGUUCCCCCGGCAACAGGAAAGUGCGACGAGCCCCAGCAGCCCAGCUCUCAGAGGUCAGAGGAGGCUGAGGCGGAGGAAAAGAGGUCAGACGGCAAGCCCACCAUUUCUAAAGAGGAACUGAGAGAGAACAGCAUUGCUGCACUCAGGGCCAAGGCACAGGAGCACAGUGCCAAAGUGCUGGGGACGGUUUCUCACGACAGACUGCAGGCGGGCAAACAGGAGAGACAGGCGGCCGAGGACAACGCCACUGAUCCCCUGAGUCCAGCAGAGGAGGAGAAAAUCCAUAGAGACUGA